GAGGGGGUUCUGAUUUUUAUUUUUAUUUUCCUUUCAAGGGAAAUAUCAGUCGUCAGGAGGCUGUUAGUAUGAUCCCACCUCUGCUGCUUAAUGUUAACCCUCAUCAUAAGAUUCUAGAUAUGUGCGCUGCACCUGGAUCUAAGACUGCCCAACUGAUUGAAAUGCUACACGCAGACAUGAAUGAUCCUUUUCCCAAGGGUUUUGUAAUUGCUAAUGAUGUCGACAACAAGCGCUGCUAUUUGCUGGUUCAUCAGGCUAAGAGGUUAAACAGUCCGUGCAUCAUGGUGGUAAAUCAUGAUGCCUCCAGCAUUCCUAAUCUACAAAUAGAUGUUGAUGGAAGAAAAGAGGUCCUCUUCUAUGACAGGAUUUUAUGUGACGUCCCCUGCAGUGGAGAUGGAACCAUGAGGAAAAACAUCGAUGUAUGGAAGAAGUGGACGACACAAAACAGUUUACAGCUCCAUGGAUUGCAGUUAAGAAUUGCAACCCGUGGUGUUGAACAGCUGGCAGAAGGUGGGAGAAUGGUGUAUUCCACGUGUUCAUUGAACCCCAUUGAAAAUGAAGCUGUGAUUGCAUCUCUGCUGGAAAAGAGCCAAGGUGCCUUAGAACUUGCUGAUGUCUCUUCUGAAUUACCAGGUUUGAAGAGGAUGCCAGGAAUUACAAAAUGGAAGGUAAUGCUGAAAGAUGGACAGUGGUUUGAAGAGUGGAAAGAUGUGCCUUCAAAUAGACAAACACAAAUACGUCCCACUAUGUUUCCUGUAAAAGAUGAAGAGAAGCUAAAGGCAAUGAAUCUAGAGCGUUGUCUUAGGAUAUUGCCACAUCAUCAGAACACAGGAGGUUUCUUUGUGGCUGUGUUAAUAAAAAAAUCACCAAUGCCAUGGAAUAAACGCCAGCCUAAGGUUCAUCAGAAAUUACCACAAAAAACAGGAGAUGCUGAAGUGACAGCAACCAAUUCAGAUAAUGGUUCUGAACGUAUUACUGAAGAACCAACACUUGAUGAAAAUGAAGAGUCUAAGAAAAAGCAAGAAUUGCAGAAUUCAGACACUGAACAAAGCAAAAAGGAAGGAGUAUGUGGACCACCACCAUCUAAAAAAAUGAAGUUGUUUGGUUUUAAAGAAGACCCUUUUGUGUUUCUCCCUGAAGAUGAUCCAUUGUUCCUUCCUAUCCAGAAGUUUUAUGCAUUGGACCCAUCAUUUCCCAAGAUGAAUUUACUAACCCGAACUCAAGAAGGAAAAAAGAGACAGCUGUACAUGGUUUCUAAGGAGCUAAGGAAUGUGCUUCUGAACAACAGUGAGAAGAUGAAGGUUAUUAACACAGGGAUAAAAGUCUGGUCUCGCAACAGUGAUGGGGAACAGUUUGGAUGUGCAUUCAGAUUAGCACAAGAGGGAAUUUAUACUCUGUACCCGUUCAUUCAUGCGAGGAUUAUAAAUGUCUGCAUAGAAGAUGUUAAAAUUCUGCUAACCCAGGAAAAUCCAUUCUUAAGUAAAUUUAGCAGUGAAACACAGAAGAAAGUCAAAGACAUGGCGAUGGGAAGUAUAGUUCUGAAGUACGACCCAGACCCUGCAAAACCUGAUGAUCUUCAGUGCCCUAUAGUGCUGUGUGGUUGGCAAGGGAAGACAUCACUCCGUGCCUUUGUGCCCAAGAAUGAGAGACUUCAUUACCUGAGGAUGAUGGGAGUUGAAGUGUUUAAAGCAAAGAGGAAAGAGGAGGAAUCGGAAAGUAAAACAGGGGAAGAAGUUCAACAUGGGUUGACACAAACAGAGGAAGGAAUGGAUGUGGAAGACAAAGAACAUGAUUUAGUCACAAAAAUGGAAGCAGAAAUAGGUGAAGAAUCUUCCCACAGUCCUGUGGAAAACAGUGCUAUGGAAGUAGAAAAUAAAAUUGAGGAUUUAGAUCAAUCUGGUAAAAAUGCCAAUAGUCAUGUAAUCCAGGAAAGCAAAGACACAGAUACGAGUAAUAUGAAAGAUUAGGUUUCUUUCUCUAUUACUUGGCAGCUUCUAUGAGGCUGACAUCCAGACUUGUGCUUUUAGCAUGGAAGUGUAUUUUAAAAUUUCAGUUGGAAUGGGAUGUUCCUCUUUUAAAGUUUCACUUAUUUUAUUUUUUAAGUGAAAACUAUAUAUAAAGAGAUUUCUU
Messenger RNA from Nestor notabilis (Kea), 2130 nucleotides. It is a transcript of the gene NSUN2, whose product is annotated as NOP2/Sun RNA methyltransferase family, member 2. Gene Ontology annotation, biological process: tRNA methylation. Gene Ontology annotation, cellular component: cytoplasm; nucleus. NCBI's taxonomy places the organism in Eukaryota, Metazoa, Chordata, Aves, Psittaciformes, Psittacidae. Gene Ontology annotation, molecular function: tRNA (cytidine-N5)-methyltransferase activity; tRNA binding. The record is from RefSeq and is a predicted model, not a curated record. The transcript is spliced from 15 exons. The annotation marks the transcript as partial.